AUGCAACAUGAGCAGCUGCUGCGUGGCUCCACGUCCUCGUACCACAUGUUUCCGAGUGGCAAUGGGCCGGUCACGUUUCCCGCAGAAGCGACCACCGUUGCAGUAAAGAUGUGGUCAGCUGGACACAAUGUCAAGUCAAGGCAGGGAAGACUGGUCAGGUCGAGCGACAGUUGCUGGGAACUGAUGUUCAGAGCCGGAGAU
Messenger RNA from Iphiclides podalirius (scarce swallowtail), 201 nucleotides. NCBI's taxonomy places the organism in Eukaryota, Metazoa, Arthropoda, Insecta, Lepidoptera, Papilionidae. The record is from the annotation of a GenBank genome assembly.